This is a messenger RNA of Polyodon spathula (Mississippi paddlefish), 2106 nucleotides long. Its product is annotated as UDP-GalNAc:beta-1,3-N-acetylgalactosaminyltransferase 1-like. The record is from RefSeq and is a predicted model, not a curated record. Gene Ontology annotation, molecular function: N-acetyl-beta-D-glucosaminide beta-(1,3)-galactosyltransferase activity. The transcript is spliced from 2 exons. Lineage: Eukaryota; Metazoa; Chordata; Actinopteri; Acipenseriformes; Polyodontidae. Gene Ontology annotation, cellular component: membrane. The coding region runs from base 139 to 1155 and encodes 338 amino acids.
UUCCGUAUAGCCUCUAUUGAAAGCCUUAUUGUUUUGUUUUUUUUUGUCCACAGGCUCCCGACAGAAGACAUUCGGGUUUGAUGUUUUCAGCACCUGUUGUACAAGGAUUUAUGUUGAAUCGAAGCAAGGUAAACUACCAUGAAUAUUUCCCAGUUUGUUUUAUUUUUAAUUUUCGUAUUCACAAUAUGUUUCUGGUGUGGUUAUAUUGUGAAGCAAAAUGAGGAGGCGUUGAUAGAAGAGGUGCGGUCGACCGCAAACUUGACUGGCACGGCUGUGCCUACUCCUGACCUCAGUGAGAAAGCCCUGCAGAAGAUUUUGAAGGAGGACCCUAAAUGGCUGCAGUUAUAUGAACAUCAACCAAAGCACAAACCCAAUUUCACCUACUUGACCUCCGAACAUUCCAAAUGCAGGGAUGAGACGCCUUUUGUUGUCAUUUUCGUUGCAACCCGCCCGAGUGAAGUCGAAGCAAGACUGGCAAUCAGAGCUUCUUGGGCGAGUAAGAAGCAAUGGCACGGGAAAUCCGUUCUCACCUUGUUUCUCAUAGGCAACGAAAGCAGAGAGCAAACAGGAAAAUUAUAUUUAGAACAUCAAGAAUACAGAGAUAUGAUAAUGCAAGACUUCAUAGAUACCUAUAAUAAUCUAACACAUAAAACGAGAAUGGCUUUUCAGUGGCUGCAUGAUUUCUGCCCAAAGGCUCAGUACGUUAUGAAAACUGAUUCGGAUGUGUUUGUUAAUCCUGGCAAUUUGGUCAAUUAUCUGCUCAACUUGAAGGAAGAAUCUUCUCAGACAUUGUUCACAGGCUAUCCGUUGCAAGGUGGUCCCAUCAGAGACAAAAACUACAAAUACUAUCUCUCUUAUGAAGAGUACGCUCUUGAUGUAUUUCCCCUCUAUUGCAGUGGGCUGGGUUAUGUUAUUUCAGGAAAUCUGGCCCUGCAAAUUUACACGAUGAUGUGCCAUGUCAAGCCAUUCCCGAAUGAAGAUGCCUAUGUAGGAGUUUGUUUAAAAUUAUUGGGAGGUCAGGUACAUAUACCUAAUGGCAACCUUUUCUUCAUCCAUAGAAUUGACCUUGCAGACAAAAUUCAGCAUUUGAUUGCAGCCCAUUGGGUGGAUCCUGUAGCCAUGAAACAUUACUGGGAGACACUCCAGAAGACAUAAGAGGAUUUUAUUGAAAAAAAAAAAAAAAACUAAAUUUUAUGUUAAUUUUGUGAUUAAAGUUGAAAUGUUUCUGUAUGAUUUUGUAAUAAAAAUGUAACUAUAUUGCAAUGAUAUCAUUUUGCUAAUGCAAAACUGAAGAGGAAAGUGAGGAAAGCUCAGUUUUAUGUCUGGGUGCUGUGUGGGCCCGCAGUUUGUGUUUCUAUCCAUAUUGAAACCUCAUUUUAGUUACAGUUGCUUGGAUCAUUCUGAUCUUGUCUUGUUGGGCACUUAUCUUUUUCUACUUAAACAAAAAUGUAUUUAGUCCUUUGUAGGGAAGUACAAAAAAAAAAAUAUUGAUAUUACCAGAUAUUGCAUUAUUAGAAGAUAAUAUUGUGUUAUUUAUCAGUAAUUAUUGCAUUGAGAUAAUUAUUGUAUUAUUACGAAAUCAUAUUUCAUUAUUAGGAUAUAUUGUGUUAUUUUGCAAUAAUUAUGGAAUUAUUACAAGAUAAUAUGUUUUUUUGCAAUAAUUGUUGCAUUUAUGGAAGAUGUUACAGAAGUUAAGUGCAGCUGAACAGUGAGAAACUGGGAAGCUUCUCUAUUACAGUUCCCUCUACAUGAAAAAAAUAUUUGCAAUGGUGUCAAUUUGUAAGUCGGAUUUUCUGGUUCAUCAUUAAACACAACCACAUAGGGGCAAUUUACAAGCAAAAACUGAAAAGCGUGACAAUAGAUCUCGCGCUUUUAUGGUCAUGACAGUUCUGCUGCCACGUUUACAUGAGAGUUUAGUCAUCCAAAUGCAAACAACCUCAUUAAUAAAAAAAAUAAUGGGAGGGUUUAUUUAAAUAUCACCAAACGCGCUGAAAAGAGAUGCCGUGAAGGAUAUCAUUCAAAUAACGCAUAAGGAAGAGAAGGUUACCAGAAGCUUACCCCAUCUGUCUAGAAUGCAAAGCAUAUGUUAGUUUAGAAAAGUAAAUG